AAGAAUACAAUAAUUCUGCUUGUGCACCACUUGAGCAACUUAAUUUAAAUAACACUGCACCAACUAAUAAUUUAACAUGGUUACAUCAUCAAAAUCAAGACUUAGCUUACAAUUAUAUAUCAAAAAGUCUUUCAAAUUAUCCAAGACCCUUACAUGAUAUUAAUCUAGCAUUAAUUUAUAAUUCAGAGUAUGUAACAACUCAUAACUUGAUUAACUCAAAUUUUUUAAAUUCAAAUAUAACUUAUAAUAUUACACUAUCAAACGAAAGUGCAAAUAGAUCUCAAGUACCAGCAUUAUUUUAUGAACAUGGAUCUGCAACAUUCAGAAACUUGAAUAUGCCAGAACCACAUAGAAGUUUGUCACAAGUAACUACAAUGUCAAUAGAUGAUAUAUCAGACUCACAUUCUUUAAUGAGUUAUGAUUUAAUAAAUAAUAAUCAAGAUCAAGAAUCUUUUAUAACUCAACAAAAUUUCUCAACUUAUUGUGAUAUGCCAAAUACACUAUUUCAAUAUACUUUAUCCUUACCAGCAACUUAUCAUGAUAUGCCAAAUGCAACAUCUCAAUAUACUUCAUUCUCACCAGCAACUUCUCAUAAUAUUUCUGCUUGGAAUUCUAAUAACAAUCCACAAAAGUAUUAUAAACAACAUAGAGAAAAAACUUCAAGCAAAGAUACACAGUCUCAACAUACUUUAUACUUACUGGAAAAGUCUUAUAAUACAACUGCUAAUACUGAUUCACAAGAAUUAAACUUUUCAGAUGAAGAAUUAUUAAUCAAUUGGUUGUGUACAUGA
Cetraspora pellucida is the source of this 791-nucleotide messenger RNA. NCBI's taxonomy places the organism in Eukaryota, Fungi, Glomeromycota, Glomeromycetes, Diversisporales, Gigasporaceae. The record is from the annotation of a GenBank genome assembly.